UAUAUUACCCGAAAAUAUUUCCGUAUUUCUGAUGCCAUUGAAGUUCUCGUUUGAUAUGAGGUCAGCAUCAAAUAUCAUAGAAGCUGCAAAUGAACCCGAUUUGGACACCGAUCCGGAAAGAGCACAAUAUGUGCGAUCCAUACCCGACGCCCUACUAUUCAAUGGCCUACUAAUGCAACACUACUUCAUAUCAACGAAAUUCCUAUCAAAAGUCAAUGACUUUGAAAUACAGGGGACAGACAUAUGGCUGGCCACGUAUCCCAAGUCAGGUAUGACGUGGACGGCGGAGAUACUGUCCCUCGUGUGCAAUGACGGGAAUAUAGACAAUGUUAAAGAUGUAUAUCUACCGAAACGUGUCAAACACUUCGAGAUGGGUAGCCCUACCGGUCCCACGGGAUUCUUGGGUCCCGAACGGCUACUAUCAACCCAUUUGCCCGCGACUCACAUCCCUAUUCAGUUAAAGCAACUGAAAUGCAAGAUAAUUUAUGUGGUGCGUAAUCCAAAAGACACGUGCGUGUCCUACUACCAUUUCCAUCGCAUGACCUCGUACCUGGGUAAGUAUUCAGGCACGUGGGACCAAUUUACCAAGCUAUUCCUGGCCGGGCACCUGGUCUACGGGGACUGGCUGUCCCACGUGGAGGGCUAUUGGCGUUUACAGCGCCAGAACCCCCGCAAUGUACUGAUAAUAUCGUACGAAGAGCUUAAGACACGUCUACCGGAAACGAUCGCAAGGGUCGGCCAUUUUGUGGGCAAGACUUUCACGGCUGACGUCAUCGAGAAAAUGGCGAAUCACUGCUCGUUCGCUGAGAUGAGCGCCAAUCAGAUGGUGAACCGGGAGGUGUCGGUGGAUACCCAGGUGUUUGAUAUGAGCGAGACUAAGUUCAUGCGUAAAGGCAUUAUUGGUGACUGGAAGUCCAUGUUUAAUGCAAAACAGUGCAAACAGUUUGAUGACAAGUAUAACAGACGUCUCGAGGAACUGGAUAUUAAACUUGAUUAUAAUUUAUAAUAUGAAUGGUUAAAGUGGUGUAAAAGUCCUGUAAUAACAUCUGUGAGAUUUCCC
Oppiella nova is the source of this 1060-nucleotide messenger RNA. NCBI's taxonomy places the organism in Eukaryota, Metazoa, Arthropoda, Arachnida, Sarcoptiformes, Oppiidae. The record is from the annotation of a GenBank genome assembly.